ACUUUUGGGGAAGAAACAAGGGCUGAAGAGGCGACGCUGAAAGCGUUUUCUUGCGCGCGCUCCGCGGGUACUCGCAACUUGUGUCUUGACUCUCCUGCUAGACGACUCCGAGCAUGUUGCGUCUUUUCCAUUUGGGCAAGGCAGCGGUACGGAAACUCGAGCGCUAAGGACUCCUGAAAUUCCGCAAUCAUUUGCGUUUGAAAGAAUCCAACGCGACAUUCUCGCAGCGAAAGUACCCGACUUGUCGUCGUCGUUUCACUCAGCCCCGAAUUCGCUUUCUGGAUUUGAAUCGCCCGGAAUGGAUACAGCCUCGCUUUCGUGUUGUUUUUUUUCUUGUCCCUGACUUUCCUUCAGACCUCUGUUCGGUGUUUCGCUUCGGGGCGACCAGGCAUCUCCGGCAUCGCCUUUCUUCGGAGUUCUCUGGGUCACGAGCAAAAACCAUGGCUGAACGCGAAGCCGAGGAUCGUCUGUCUUCUCGGCGUUCGCCGCCCUUUAGGGUCUUUUCGUUUUCGCUUCUUCUCUUGCUCUUCUCGAAGACAACAUGGGAGGAAGCGGCUGCAGUCGUUUUGUCAGGAAAUGGGGGGAGAGCGCGAGACCUCGACUCCGACGCGCUCGGCGGCAGCAUGCGUCCGGAGAAAGUCCAUCGCUUUCGACGCAGCUACGAAACGGGCGGCGAUCUCGUCUCUGCCUUGGAACUUUCUUUUCUAGAUCGAGCUGCCAGGAGCGAACAGGGAGAAGAACGCGCCUCUGCUCCUGCUUCGCCAGUGUCUACACUUCGGACGCCACUUUCCGGUCCUGUCGCCGCUCUUCCCUUUUCGCACAGACAGACACAAUCUCUUGGUCACUCGAACUCUUUAACCUCCGCAUCUCACCCCCAUGCUCACCCAGCAGUUUCUUCGUAUCCCGACAGUUCCUUUCCUUCGUCUCCUCCUACAUUUCUUUCUCCCUCGUCUUCUUCCCCCCCCUCCUCUUUCUCUUCUUCCUCAACUACAGGUGCAUCCGUUUCUCCACUUUCUUCGUCUUCCUUCGUCGAGGGGAGCUAUGCGGAAGAGAAUGACGCAGCGCUGUUGUCCUCGCUGAUGGAACAGGCGCCAGUGAGACCUCCAGAACCCCGCGAUAGUGGCGGCGGCCGCCGCGUCCUCGAGGAGUUGAUGCUGAGUGAAGUCUCUUGCAGACAACUCACGCAAGCGAUGAUCGUCGUGGACGGCGGCAGCAGCAAGACGCUUCCUUCCCUGUUCACUGCGGUAACCGAGUCUUGUCCGCAGGAAGGACGACGCGUGUUGGAGGGGACAUUGAAGUUCGUGGGCGAAGGCACAAAAGUCGCUGGCGUCCGAGAUUUGCUCGAGGACUGGCUGGACGCCCACGCAGGGAAGGACUGGGAGUCGCGGGAGCUCGACGCCCAGACGCUCAUGCGUUCCUUUCCGUCGAUGCAGGAGCAGGCAAACAAGCUCGUGGCUCGCCUGAUUCAGGACGUCGUCGCUCUCCUCAACUCGCGGCUGUCGGAAACCGAGAAGGAGGAAGUCAAGGCGCUGGGCGUCCCCGUCUUCUUCCAUACGACGGCGGGGGUGCGGGGGUUUCCUGACUGGUACCGAGACGGGAUGUUUGUGGCUCUUCGUCGAGCCAUCAACGCGUCUCCGCCUGUCGAGGGCUACCUCUUCUUCACCAACAAGGACUGGACGCGGGCGAUUUCCGGAGAGGUUGAGGGGAUAUAUGCGUUUCUGACGGCGAAUCUCCUCACGCGCAAUUUCGAGAGACUCCUGGAAGACGCGCCCGGGGUCAGCAAAGAGUCCGAACUGCAUGCGCACCGCAAACUCGCGGGGAUCGUCGAAGUCGGCGGCGCGUCCAUGCAAAUCGUCUUCCCCGUCAGGCCGUUUGUGCCCUUCCCUCCGUUCGCGAAAGUCAGCAAUCUCCAAAAAGAAGGCUACCUGCCCCACUCCUACCCUCCGGUGGACCUCGUGGCGGUCUCCUUCAUGCAGCUCGGGGCGUCCAGCGCGAGCGGCGUCUUCCUCAAGAUGCUUUGCGGCAAAGAAGAGUACCUCCGCGACGGAAUCUGUCGGAAUCCAUGUCUGUUCCGAGGCUUUGAACAGGCGUGCUCGGCGGGGGAGGUGACCAUUGGGCCGACCGGCGAGAUCCACGUGAGCUCGAACUUGCGCAAGAAUCGCCUGAAGCCUGCGGCAACGUUCUGCGGGGGCGGGAACGCGGAAAUCAUGUACAAGUUGUCCAACCGGAUCGAGUGCAUGGCCACUCGAAUCAAUCCGCUGUUGCCCCUCGAGCAACGCAUGCAGAUUCCGAACUGCGAGAAGAUCGUGGGGACGGGCGACUUCGCGGCCUGCGCCAAGGAGGUCGAGGACAUUUUGAUCAACCCAAACUUGCCGCUGCCUGCGAAUCAGGAAGCGGUGUCGCUCGGCUUCGAGACGCCUGCCCAAAUCUUCAAGUUCAUCUCCUCGAGUGCACCGCUCUUCGUCACUGGCGCCUCGCUGGUGACACCCGUCAAGCUCCUCCAAGCAGUGAAUCUCCUCCCGAAAGACUUUGACGGAACGGCGCGCGCCCAACUCGUCGAGGCAGCCACCAAGUUCUGCGCGACUCCCGUUUCGCGCGAGAGCGACGGUUCUCUCUCGCUGCGCGUGGAGGCGAGCGCCCAGCGUCCUGACGCUCCUCCCGCGAAGCCUGUGAAGCUGACGACGCUGAACUACGAGACCUGCCACCGCCUAGCGAUGGCCGCCUCUGUGCUCCAACAGAUCGACUCGGGCGCGCGGAAACCGAACUCGGUUCGAUUCGAGACAAAAGUCACAGACGACGGCAGGGAGGUGGGUCCCUUUGGCUGGCAAGCCGGCACCAUUCUCCACCAUGUCGCGAACUCGAGGCAGUGGAGCACGGCUGCCUACGAGCUCGGCGUAGGCCAUACCUUCCACGACCGGAAGAUCGCUCUCGCGGACCGCAAAGUCGACGAAAGCCUCGAAGGUACGAACGCCGCCAGUGCGGAGGCUGUCGUGGCUGCCGAACCGUCUGUGUGAACGAACGAGAAACGGUCAAAGACGAAGAAGAAAGGCUGGAGAAAAGACCGUGAAAAGACGAGGCGGCAGGGUGACCUCCGCUUUCUUCGACGACGCGGGUCCGCCUGUGCUACGGCUUCUUGUCGAAAAGAAGAGGCGUGAGGAAGCCACUCACGACAGGAUGAACGCGGGCGUCCAGAUCGCCAUCUUCCCUGGGCGCGCGGCCUCUUCUGGGGUCGCCGGGUGAACGCGCGUCUGAAAUGCCGCGGAAAGGGGAGGCGACGAAGCAGGACGCAGCGAUCUUUUGUGCCGAGCAGAGGAAUCGAAGGGAGGACGGCGGCCGAGCUCCCGAGAGCGAGAAAGGAGUAGGGAAGAGAACGGAGCACAGGCUUGAGGAGAAGAAAGCAGAGAUGGAGAAGAACCGCGUUCGUCGAACUGAAAAAAGACGUCGAGUUUGAGGAACCGUGUAAAGAGAGGAGUAGCAAGCGUCGACUGUCAGAGGCGAGAAAAGAGAGACAAGACCAAGGAGGGUGUUUGGCUCUCUGGAGAGAGGAAAAGAGGAGCGAGUUGCAGAAAGGAGAAAACAGAUUAACAACAGCGACCACUGCGUUCUCUGCGCCUGCAGCACACGCGCAUCUCGAGGGAAUUUUUCAGUUUUUCUUUCCUUCGUCGCAAGAGUCUGCCGCAGAAAAACGCCCAGGGACAACCUCUAUGCCGCCUGUCAAAGAAUCGGCUUUCUUGUGAAGGCGAGACGAGAAGAGACGCUGGGCGUCUGCCACCCGUCAGACACCCGAAAUCCGUCUUCGUCUUAGCCGCGCCUGCCAUGUGAAUCUAAACGUGUUGCAAUGCACGCGUUUUAAUUGAACAAAUCGAUUUGCCUUGUGUUUUUCGCGGCUCGCGGACCUGCCAAAAAUCCUCAAUUUACAGUUUUUCGAGGAAGUCCGUCUCCGUUGCCGCUUCACCUGUGCAGUGUCGUUUUUCUGUCAUUCUUCCAGACAUUCAAGUCUAUACGAAUCACG
Messenger RNA from Toxoplasma gondii ME49, 4012 nucleotides. Its product is annotated as GDA1/CD39 (nucleoside phosphatase) family protein. Gene Ontology annotation, biological process: nucleoside diphosphate catabolic process. Bases 441 to 3014 code for a protein of 857 amino acids. The transcript has a single exon. The record is from RefSeq and is a predicted model, not a curated record. Lineage: Eukaryota; Apicomplexa; Conoidasida; Eucoccidiorida; Sarcocystidae. Gene Ontology annotation, molecular function: nucleoside diphosphate phosphatase activity. Gene Ontology annotation, cellular component: membrane.